Messenger RNA from Uncinocarpus reesii 1704, 1800 nucleotides. RefSeq lists its product as uncharacterized. The transcript is spliced from 3 exons. NCBI's taxonomy places the organism in Eukaryota, Fungi, Ascomycota, Eurotiomycetes, Onygenales, Onygenaceae. The record is from RefSeq and is a predicted model, not a curated record. Bases 1 to 1800 code for a protein of 599 amino acids.
AUGACUGCACGUAUCGAAAGUGUUCUCGCCGCCAGAAACCCCUCCUUGACCGACGAGAACGACUGGGAAGAGUUCGCUUUGACCGAUGUCAGGGUUAGAGUGCCUGGAAAAGCUCGUUAUGCCAACCUCCUGACUGCAUCCCCUGAGAGCCCUGUCUCAGUCACUGGUCAGCUAGAAUUGGUUGAACAAAAUCAAGAAUCCCUUGGUAUCUCUCACUCUCCUGAACCAGCUAUUGCCGGUUUACUGAUCAACCCUGCUCUAGUACUGGAUGAAAACUACCGCUCGAAACGAGUCAUCAUCGAAAACGUCACGCACUAUGCAUAUGGCCAACACGAGGAUGGCGAAGUCGGAAUCUGGGUCGCUGGGGAACCGGGGUGGUUCUCAAUUACUCCGGCGAAGGGCUACAAGCCAGUGUUCAACGAAAUGAUCGAGGCUGUUGAUCUUUUGUACUUUAUUAUAGACAAACACCAACCAAAAGGCCGGAGGAGGAAGCAAUGGAAUCCUAAAAUGGACUAUCUUUUUGAUCAACACACCUAUGGAGCUUGUGAAGAUGCGGAUGAUGCCGCAGAAGUGUUCGAUAAGCACCAUGCAUUUCUAAUUAAGCAGAUGGUUCAGGGGAAGGAAGAUGUAGACUGGGACACUGCACCAGUGUAUAAAUAUUUUCGGGAGAAAUAUUCGGAAUUGUUUGGUAUUCUGGAAGAAAAAGGCUCUAAUGAGGACCAUAUCUCCGACGGUAAUGAAGUUGAUAAUGAAGAUGCUGAGUCGGUGGGUACAGAGACCGUGGAAAAGUCACAGGCAGACACUAUUUUUGAAACUAUUCUAGAUAUGAAGGAAUCCACUAGAGAUUUCAAGCGGCAGUUGACAUUGAAAACAGCUGCGGAACAAUUGCUGAAACGCUACGAAAUGGACUCCCUGGACUAUGCUAUCAACCUUAUCAAAGCGCGGGCAGCCUAUUUGAUUGAAAUGAUGGAUAAUGCAAAUACGUUAUCUUCGAUUGAUUGGUCUCGAAGAACUAUAUAUAGACAAUUGAAGGCAGCCGAGCGGUCAAAAGGUGUGCAAGAUGUUCGGACCACUCCCUUGCAUCCCCGUCCUGUCGAGGACCAAGGAGAUCAAUCAUCUUCUGUCGAAGAGAGUGAAGAUGAAAACUUCUCGCACCACAGGAGGCAUGCACGGAUGUCAAUUCUUAGGCCAAAAAGCUCCGUAUCCGCAAAACGCGCCAGAAAAUCUGGCAAACAGCCUCCAAACGAAACCUCGGAUUCUGAACAAGAGUCAGAAGAUAUAGAUAUCAGCGAGGAAACUCCGACCAGGCGGCUUGGGAGCCAUCGCUUGAUACAGCAGCCAUUACCUUCGCGAGUAAGUGAGCUCGCGCGGUCCAUCAUCUCCAUUUCCGAACCGAGCACUUCGUCUCCCAAAAAAGUGGCUCCCCUAGAAAUGGCUCGUCCAUCCGAAACAACUGCCCAUCCCAUCAAUGGCAACCAUAUUACCAUGCCCCCAGCGGCGCUGAUAUCUCCGGAAGUUGACCUUCCCCGGGAUACUUGGGUUUGCUCCGUACAGGGCUGCGGAAAAACCGUCCUCAAAGCUUCUUCAAAGCGAUCAAAGGAGGUGAUACUUGACCACUCAUUGGCACAUGCGGACGAUACCCAGACAAAAAUGAGUUUAGUGUUUGCUGAGCAACGGCUCAAUGUGAAUGCAUCCGUUGAUUUUCUCCUUAAUAGAAUUCGGGAGUUUGGAACCCUUGAAGGAGAGCCCAGUGAUGCUGGUAUGAAUUCUGACGCCAAAAGAAUCAGGCUUGGGGAGUGA